AUGGCGCCACAAGCUGUCACCACACGACAAUCCUCAUCCUCGGGGCUUCGAACAUUGUCCCUAGCUUCCGGAUCAGCGCUACCAUCCAGUCUAGCCACCGCCGUUAGUGUCGAGCCACAGCACGGCUUGACACCCCUAGCAAGGACACUGUUCAUUCUGUUCGGUGUACUGGGCUUCGUUACGAUCCUUCUCGCCAUCGGUGUAAUCUUGAUAAUGCGAUCGAACAGAAGGCGCGCACAAGCAGCCCGACAACAAGCCGCUGGAAGCCCCGUCAAAGACAUCGAAGAAUACGAUGGCUACGGCAACAUAACCCGCGUGUCCGCCAACAGCUCAAUCAAAAACUUCCUAACCGAACCCGAAAAAGCCAUUGUGAACCGCGCCGCUACGCCAGACGGAGAACCCGAUACCCAAUACAACGACGCUAACGGUCUUCUUCAGGCAAGCACAAGACCCUCCAACGCCCUAACCGAAGCCAUCAACUCCUUCAUAACCAAAUCGCGUCGCCUGACAUACAAAAUAUCGCCCUGA
Molecule: messenger RNA, 528 nt
Organism: Alternaria ventricosa
Lineage: Eukaryota; Fungi; Ascomycota; Dothideomycetes; Pleosporales; Pleosporaceae
Exons: 3
Coding region: 1-528 (175 amino acids)
Source: RefSeq, a predicted model, not a curated record